GCCAAUCCUCAAAACUGAUGAUUGAGCUCUGCGAACCAAAACAGCGUGCUUUGUGCACAAUUAGACAGCUUCUGACGCGCAGCGGGCCAAAGCGACCCAGUCUACCUUCGCGAGAGCAAAAAAACGCAAGCCUCGAGCGUAAAUCAGCGCAUCAGCAGCCUUGCUCACCAUGUGGCGCUGGCUAUUAGUGGCCGCGGCACUGCUCCAGCAAGCCACACCGCUCUCGGUGUCGGAGAUCAACGUGCCGAAGUUCUGCGCUGAGUGCGGCGGCCGCACGAUGGCUGCAAGGACGCCGCCCGGCGACGAGCGUCCGCGAGCCGUGUGCGGCGCGUGCGGCUACGUCGCCUACGAGAACCCGAAGGUGGUCGUAGCCGUCGUCGCGCGCGCGCCGGACGGCAAGGUGCUGCUCGCGAAGCGCGCCAUCGAGCCGCGGCUGGGCACCUGGGGCAUCCCGCAGGGCUUCAUGGAGCUCGGGGAAACGACGCGGGAAGCGGCCGCGCGGGAAGCGUUCGAGGAAACGGGUGCUGUCCUGAACCCGUCAGAGAUGGCCCUGCUCGCUCUCUAUAACUUGCCGGGCCAGGUGCAGGUCGUCUACGAAGCACCGUUGCCAGCAAAUGCCAAACUCGAAACGUCGACGACGGAGAGCUCGGAAAUUAAGCUUUUCGAGGAGUCCGACGCGCUCAAGGCGGAUUUGUGCUUUCCGACUGUGACGUGGGCACUCGAGCGGUGCUUUUCGUCGCUGGAUCGCUGUAGAGGAGUGCAAGAGCGAACCAAGGCGUUCCAGGGCGGCGAGUGGCGCGUACUCAUCGACGACGACGGCGGGGGAUACUUGGCUAGUUGAUAUGUAACAUAAAAUGAGGCUGA
Molecule: messenger RNA, 864 nt
Organism: Pelagomonas calceolata
Lineage: Eukaryota; Pelagophyceae; Pelagomonadales; Pelagomonadaceae
Source: the annotation of a GenBank genome assembly